AUGAAAUGCUUUCAUUUCACUAACAGCGAGAGAAGGCCAGACGAGGAAGAAGAACAAGAAGGCGCCGUUUCACGUGCGCCGUCGAAGGUUUCCUGGGUCCGGUCCCUCAGUAUUGCGUCGAGUAACGUCGAUACGCGCCGGUCAGCGUUUGAUUCGGAGUCCAGGAGGGACUGGGCUGAUUCGUUUGGGUUCCACGAGUUCUUGACGCAGCGCCGGGCCAAUGAUUUGCGGGUUUUUACGUUUUCCGAGCUGAAAUCGGCUACAAGAGGGUUUACCCGGAACCUCAUGAUCGGCGAAGGCGGGUUCGGGUGCGUGUAUCGGGGCGUUGUUAAGGUUUCGGACUACAUUUCAGGUUCUGAAUCCGAGAUGGUAGUUGCUAUCAAGCAGUUGAAUCGCAAUGGAUUCCAGGGGCACAAAGAGUGGAUUAAUGAAGUGAAUUUUUUGGGUGUGGUUAAGCACCCAAAUCUUGUUAAGUUAGUAGGAUAUUGCGCAGAAGAUGACGAAAGGGGAAUCCAACGGCUUUUGGUGUACGAGCUAAUGUGUAAUAAAAGCUUGGAGGACCAUUUAUUGACCCGAUCAGCAUCUCCUCUACCAUGGCUGUUGAGACUAAAGAUUGCCCAAGAUGCAGCUCGGGGUUUAGCGUACCUUCAUGAAGAAAUGGAAUUUCAGCUAAUAUUUAGAGACUUCAAAACUUCAAACAUCCUUUUGGAUGAAGACUUCAAUGCAAAACUUUCAGAUUUCGGAUUGGCUAGGCAGGGUCCAACUGCUGGACUAGGUCAUGUUUCAACAUCAGUUGUUGGCACAGUGGGUUAUGCAGCUCCUGAAUAUGUCCACACUGGUAGGCUCACUGCCAAAAGCGAUGUAUGGAGCUUUGGGGUAGUUCUCUAUGAACUCAUUACGGGCAGACGAGUGCUCGAGAGAAAUUUGCCACGAGGCGAGCAGAAACUCUUGGAAUGGGUAAGGCCAUAUGUUUCGGAUCCAAAAAAAUUUCACAUGAUUUUAGACCCGAGACUUGAAGAACAGAUUGACAUGAAAUCAGCUCUAAAACUUGCAUCCCUAGCAAACAAAUGCCUAAUGAAGCAUCCUAAAUCACGACCAAAAAUGAGCGAGAUAGUUGAGAUGCUUGGAAGCAUCAUUGAUGCUGCAUCACCUCAAGAUGAAUUUGUACCCGGAGGUGACAAAGAAACUGGAAGCAUGAAGGAAGAAGCCGAGGAAUCAGAACCAGGCAAACAGGAGAACAGCCGGAAAAAGAGUUUUGAUCUUAGAGAUUUAGUCAUGAGAAACAGAUCAAUUGGAAAGUUAGAUUGGAGAAACUGGACACCGGGUUUGGUAAGAACGUGA
Molecule: messenger RNA, 1341 nt
Organism: Fraxinus pennsylvanica
Lineage: Eukaryota; Viridiplantae; Streptophyta; Magnoliopsida; Lamiales; Oleaceae
Source: the annotation of a GenBank genome assembly